AACUCGAUCACGUGACGUCGGACUGACUCCGCGUCCCGUUCCACCUUCCAUUCCACCUGUAUUUCACACUUCCCUUGCGAGUACUGGUCGCAAUUUUCCGCUAAAGAAAAGCACCGGCAGCAUUCUUGGCUUCCCAUCCAUCAAGAUAGGGUCCUCGGGGGAGCGGAUUGGGCACCUGCCCAGAUUAGACUCGUUCUUGGCGGCUAUGAGCCUAUGAUGAAAUUUUUUAGUCUUCCCUAUUGCCUUCUUCCUUAAUCCGCUUCUCCCUUUCUGCCUUUCUGGCCACCGACCCAAACCACGCGGCUUACUCUUGUUGAAUCCAUCUCAAGGGUGGAGGAAAGAUAGAAUCUUCGGCGCCGAGUCUUGGAGGACCAACUCGUUCGUCGAGAAAAUCCAGCGGGUUUUCGGUGCUUCUUAGGGUUGUGUUCUUGCAAAGUUGCUCUCAGGCAUGGGGACUUGUCGGAGGAGAGUCCCAGCGGCGUGUUUCUUGUUCUGGUUCUUGAUGGGGUUUCAGCUGUGCGCAUCUCUCAAUCACGAAGGUGCUGCUCUGCUGAAGUUUAAGGAGGCGGUCGAUGCGGACCCGUAUGAUGCUCUCAAGAGUUGGGAUGGAGUGAGUAUGAGCCCUUGUUCUUGGUUCGGUGUGGAGUGCUCUGAUGAUGGACGAGUCAUGACCUUGAACUUAGCAAAUCUUGGUCUAAAGGGUGUUUUACCUCCAGAGAUGGGAAAGCUUAUGCAUAUGAAAUCACUCCUUCUGCGCAACAACUCGUUCUAUGGAAUCAUACCUAUAGAAAUAGGAGACCUACGUGAUAUAAAGAUGUUGGAUCUGGGAUAUAAUAAUUUCAGUGGACCAGUUCCAUCAGAGUUGCAAAACAUUGUAUCCCUAGAAUUUCUGUUUCUUAAAGGCAACAGAUUUUCUGGGGGUUUGUCAGUUGGAUUACAUGAGCUUGCAAGAAUAUCUGAAACUCAAGAUAUAAAUUGGUUAAAUAGGGUACCCACUGCAAGGUUUGCUACAAUGAGAUUCCGAAGGCUGUUAGUGAGCAAACAAAAAGAUUCUGAGCAUCCAGGAAGAUUGUCUCCACUGGCACCAUCUCCUUCUGAACCCAUUUCACCCUCUCCUGCAUCACCCCCCAUAGAGCAUACCCCAAGCCAAGAGAACAAGAACAACCAUUCUCCAACAAUAUAUGCAUCGAUUGGAGCAGCAGCUGGUUUUUUGGUGGUAGCCUUAUCAGCUGUAUGCUUCUUUUACUACUCCCGCAGGAAGACUAGCACUGUUGUACCCUUGUUUGCAGCCACUUCAAGCAGGCAAUUACAGAUAACUGCCAUGGAAGGGAUAACUUUAUUCAGACGGUCCGAACUUGAAACAGCCUGUGAAGGUUUUAGCAACAUAAUUGGCACGCUACCUAGAUUUACACUGUAUAAAGGAACUCUCUCAUGUGGAGCGGAAAUAGCUGUGGUGUCUACAACGGUGGCUUGUGCAGGAAGUUGGUCCGCUAUAGCUGAAACACGUUACAUGAAUAAGGUUGAAGCCUUAUCAAAGGUAAACCAUAAGAAUCUUAUGAACCUUGUGGGUUACUGUGAAGAUGAAAAACCAUUUGUCCGGAUGAUGGUGUUCGAGUAUGUUUCAAAUGGAUCACUGUUCGAGCGCUUGCAUGUUAAAGAAGCCGAGCACUUGGAUUGGCAGUCACGCCUACGGAUAGUUAUGGGAGUAGUGUACUGUCUGGGCUACAGGCAUCAGCAGAACGCUCCUGUAACUCUAAGGAAUCUAAACAGUUCAUGCAUAUACUUGACUGAAGACAAUGCCGCAAAGGUUUCAGACAUCAGCUUUGGCGUUGGCAAGAAAGAAGAUGAAGAUGAAGAUGAUGCUCCUGAUGAGUACAACACAGUGUAUAAGUUCGCUCUGCUACUGCUUGAGACGAUCUCUGGAAGGCGUCCAUAUUCUGAAGAUGACGGCCUCCUUGUUCUAUGGGCACACAGAUAUCUUAAUGGUGUUAGCCCCGUGAUGGGUAUGGUCGACCCAACGCUAAAUUCAGUCCCGGAAGAGCAUGUCAGAGCAUUCUCAGAGCUAAUUCGUUUAUGCAUAAGCGAGGACCGAAGGCAGAGGCCGACAAUGGCAGAGCUUACCAAGAGGAUGCAGGAAAUCACCGGGAUCACUCAAGAUCAGGCGAUUCCGAGGAAAAGUGCUCUGUGGUGGGCUGAACUUGAAAUCAUUACAGCUUAGGGAGUCAAUUGUGCUGACUUGCAGCAACUCUGCAAUUCUGAUCGUUUGCUAGGAGAAAUGGAGAAGAUUGUACAGUUUAGCGCUUUUAGGCAGGGCAAUAGUUGUACAGAUAUGCCUGGUUACACCAUUCUUUUUUGUUUUUAUUACCAAGCAUUCUUUCAUUCUUUGAUCUAUGAAAAGCAAAUAAAAUUCAGAGAGCCUGCAAAGUACAAGGAUAUGCCAUUUCUGGUAUCAUCAAAUAUGAGUGAAGUGAACCCAUGUGUAUGUGUUCUCAGCA
Molecule: messenger RNA, 2495 nt
Organism: Panicum virgatum (switchgrass)
Lineage: Eukaryota; Viridiplantae; Streptophyta; Magnoliopsida; Poales; Poaceae
Product: protein MALE DISCOVERER 2-like
Exons: 8
Coding region: 449-2218 (589 amino acids)
Biological process (GO): protein phosphorylation
Molecular function (GO): protein binding; ATP binding; protein kinase activity
Source: RefSeq, a predicted model, not a curated record